Molecule: messenger RNA, 173 nt
Organism: Sphenostylis stenocarpa
Lineage: Eukaryota; Viridiplantae; Streptophyta; Magnoliopsida; Fabales; Fabaceae
Source: the annotation of a GenBank genome assembly
CUUUACAAUCACGUUUCUUUGUUUCUUGAAACAUCACACACUAUACCUCGGUGGGGUUCUCUAGUAGCCUCUCUUAUCCAUUUAGUACCACAUCCAAGACUUUUUUCAAAAAAUGACAUUCAUCUUCACGCAAUAACUAUCAUACUCAUUCAGAUUCUUGCUAUCGAACACUG